Osmerus eperlanus (European smelt) is the source of this 1995-nucleotide messenger RNA. It is a transcript of the gene pacsin1b, whose product is annotated as protein kinase C and casein kinase substrate in neurons 1b. NCBI's taxonomy places the organism in Eukaryota, Metazoa, Chordata, Actinopteri, Osmeriformes, Osmeridae. Gene Ontology annotation, molecular function: protein binding; phospholipid binding. The record is from RefSeq and is a predicted model, not a curated record. The coding region runs from base 242 to 1588 and encodes 448 amino acids. Gene Ontology annotation, biological process: regulation of endocytosis; positive regulation of dendrite development; neuron projection morphogenesis. The transcript has 10 exons. Gene Ontology annotation, cellular component: plasma membrane; endosome; cytoplasm.
UAUGUGAUCAUCACCAGUCACCACAAACGUUAGCAUAGCUGUCAGGUCUGUUGACUAGGCGAAGGGCUCUAGCUGGGUUGUGUUAUCCGGGAAGACAACGGAAGAAAAUAACCCAGAAACUCUUCAUCAUAGUCGGAGCGCAAUUGUUCGAAGUGCAUGAGGACCGUCCCCCUGGCACAGACAGACAGGUCACCGGACAGACAGACAGGUAGAGGGACAGACAGACAGACAGACGAGCAGCAUGUCUGGAACCUACGACGAGAGCUCCAGUCUGGAGGAGACCACCGACAGCUUCUGGGAGGUGGGCCAGUACAAGCGUACGGUGAAACGUAUCGAUGACGGCCACCGCCUCUGUAACGACCUGAUGAACUGCAUUCAGGAGCGGGCCAAGAUCGAGAAGGCCUACGCCCAGCAGCUGACCGACUGGUCCAAGAGAUGGAGGCAGCUGGUGGAUAAAGGCCCCCAAUACGGGACGGUGGAGCGCGCCUGGACGGCUGUGAUGACGGAGGCGGAGAAGGUAAGCGAGCUGCACCAGGAGGUGAAGAACAACCUGAUCAACGAGGACUUUGAGAAGGUCAGGAACUGGCAGAAGGACUCGUACCACAAGCAGAUGAUGGGGAGCUUCAAGGAGACCAAAGAGGCUGAGGAGGGCUUCAAGAAGGCCCAGAAACCCUGGGCCAAGAAGCUGAAGGAGCUGGAUGCUGCCAGGAAGUUGUACCACCUGGCGUGUAAGGAGGAGAAGCUGGCUUUGACCCGCGAGGCCAACAGCAAGGCAGAGCCCGCUGUGGCUGCAGAGCAGCAAAAGAAGCUGCACGAGAAGGUGGACAAGUGCAAACAGGACUCCCAGAAGGCCAAGGAGAAGUAUGAGAAGGUGGUGGAGGAGCUGGGGAAAUGCACCCCUCAGUACAUGGAGAACAUGGAGCAGGUGUUCGACACGUGUCAGCAGUUUGAAGAGAAGAGACUGAGCUUCCUGAGGGAGGUGUUACUGGAUGUCAAACGUCACCUCAACCUCACCGAGAACCAGAGCUAUGCCUCUGUGUACGGGGAUCUGGAGCACACCAUUGUGUCUGCCAGCGCUCAGGAGGACCUAAAGUGGUUCAGCAACACUCACGGACCUGGCAUGCAUAUGAACUGGCCCCAGUUUGAGGAGUAUAACCCAGAGCUGACCCACAUGAUCAGUAAGAGAGAGAAGGUAAAGAAGCCCAGCGAAGGCGUCAUGCUGACCAACAUGACAGCGGCCGUAGACCACGCCCCCGCCAGCGACCGGGGCAGUGUGAGCAGCUAUGAGAAGACCCAGGCCAACACCCCGGAGUGGUCUGAUGAGGACCACACCGCCCCCCAGCCCGCCCCCUCCUCCUCGGGCAGCGACACCAACGGAGGCUCCAACCCCUUUGAGGACGUCUCGGGGACGGGGGUCCGGGUCCGAGCCCUGUACGACUAUGACGGGCAGGAGCAGGACGAGCUCACCUUUAAAGCAGGCGAGGAGCUGACCAUGCUGGAGGGGGAGGAUGAGCAGGGCUGGUGUAAAGGUCGUCUGGACAGCGGGCAGCUGGGUCUGUACCCGGCCAAUUACGUGGAGGCGAUCUAGCCCGUUGCCACGGAGGACACUGCCCCUUUGGUGGGCUGACAGACUGAACCGACCAAUCCGACUGCACAUUGCUAGACUUGAGCAAUGCUACCCCGCUGCAAGGCCAAGCAGACUCCAUCUUCACUUCACUCAUCACCUCAUCACAACACAGGGUGGGAUGUAUCAGUUCCCGUGGUGACUAGGGACCACAGCCUUGUGUGUCUGUGACCCCAUGUGACCCCAGCUGAAGAGGGAAGACCUCCAUUUUAUUUGUGUAGUUGUGUUCUAUAUUUCGAUUAUUUGUGUAGCUGAAAUGCCAUUUGCGUUCUCACUAUGAUAUUGAUGUGGUAUAAUCUGUAGUGCCUGCAUAGCAAGAAUGAGCUAUGCAAUGUGCGUUGUAUAUAUUGAUUAUAUUAUUUUUGUUUUGA